AUGGAUCAAGGCCCGCCAAAUCUACUCUCCCCCCCAGAGCUCACGCCUCUCGAGCAGGAGGUGCUCGACGAGUAUGAGCGACUGGCCGAGAACAUGAAGAAGACGCCGUUGGAAGCUGACUUUUUCCCGCUCGGUUUCGGCUGGCCGCAGCUUGCCUCCACGCUCGAGCACCUCGCCUCGAACCCCAGCGCUGAGAUCCUGGACGGCCUGCGGGACCUGGAGCGCAAGACCAGCCUGGCCUUCACGCUGCUCAAGGCCAGCGUCUACAGCAUAGUCUUGCAGCAGGAGAUUGAUUGGGGCGAUGGGGCGCCCGCUGGGCAGUACUGA
This is a messenger RNA of Clonostachys solani, 327 nucleotides long. The record is from the annotation of a GenBank genome assembly. Lineage: Eukaryota; Fungi; Ascomycota; Sordariomycetes; Hypocreales; Bionectriaceae.